This is a messenger RNA of Ficedula albicollis (Collared flycatcher), 4373 nucleotides long. RefSeq names its product laminin subunit beta 3 (gene LAMB3). Gene Ontology annotation, molecular function: extracellular matrix structural constituent. Gene Ontology annotation, biological process: basement membrane assembly; substrate adhesion-dependent cell spreading; cell migration. NCBI's taxonomy places the organism in Eukaryota, Metazoa, Chordata, Aves, Passeriformes, Muscicapidae. The transcript is spliced from 26 exons. Gene Ontology annotation, cellular component: laminin trimer. Bases 1077 to 4310 code for a protein of 1077 amino acids. The record is from RefSeq and is a predicted model, not a curated record.
GAGAAGAGAUUUCUGCACAGUAAUGACCUGGAGAAGAGAUUUCUGUACAGUAAUGUCCCCUCCAUCCGGGCAGGGGAUGUCCCGUGACUCAGAGCCCGGUUUCCUGCAGGAGUUAAUGGUGUUUGUUUUGCAGGGAAUGUCUCGCCCAGCCCUCUGAGGGCUGUGGGCACAGCCUGGCACAGGUUAGCUCAUGCUGAGCUGGAGAGGAAGUCGAGCCCUGUGAGCAUCCCCCUGUCUGUCCCACUGCUCCCAGACUGCUCCAGUGGACAUUUCAUUUGCUGUGCUGCAAUUUUAGCGUCACUUACAAUCUCCACCUGUGACACAUUCCCUCCCUGCUGCCCAGGGCAGCGCUGGGCAAGGCAGCCUGGAGCUGUUCCAGCCCCCUGACUCCCACCAGGGCCCUGGAUCAGGGAUCCCCAGGCACUGCCACCCGCUCACAGCUGGCUUUUUUCCUUUCCCAUUUCCAUUUUCUGUAAACGGGCCUUCUCCUCGGUUCUGUUCCUGUUAGAACUUGUGGAACUUGGAAUCGCAGGUGGUGUUUGCUCCGGCAAGCCUGGGCUCGGUGGGGGCCGAGGGGUUCGCUCCCCGCCGUGCAGAGCCGUGUGGGCAGCUCGGGGCACGUCCCAUCCCUCCCUUUCUCUUUCAGACAUCCCAGGGUUUCUUCUGGCUCCCCUCGAGCCGCCGGGGCGGGGGCUGGGGGAGGAAUGCGGCGUUACCGCAUUGCUGAGCGCGCCCAGGUGAGCCACACCUCAGCCCGGCUUCCACACACCGUAGCCGCAGGGACUAUAUUUAUUUUUUAUUUUUUUCCAGCUCUGUGCGUCCCCCUGCUCGGAGCUGCUGGUCCUCAGCGUGACGAGCCUGUGUCAGUCGGGGUGGGGAUGGGAGGGGGUGACACCAACACCAACGCGACAGGAGCAGACACCUGGAGUCACCUGGUGAGGCAGCGCGUUUAAAGCCUGCGAGGCUCCGCCGAGCUCAGAGGCUCUCGGGGCUGCCGGGGGGACACGGGGACAGCGCCGGCGCCGCGGGGCACAGGGCACAGGGCAGUCUCUGCAAGCUUCCCCAGGUGUGGCCGAAUGGAGCCUCUGUGCCAGCUGUGGCCGUGGGCAGUGCUUGUCCUGCUGGCUGCCCCACAGCUGCUGGGGGCACAGAGAGCCUGUUCCCAGGGAGCCUGCUACCCUGCCCCCGGGGACCUGCUGCUGGGACGAGCCCCUCACCUGAGAGCCUCCUCCACCUGCGGCCUCAGCAAGCCUGAGACGUACUGCACACCCCACGGACAGUGGAGCAUGAAGUGCUGCAGGUGUGACUCGAGGCUGCCCCACAGCUACAACGGGCACCGCGUGGAGAACGUGCUGUCCUCGGCCGGCCGCGCGCGCUGGUGGCAGUCCCAGAACGGUGUCGAGCGCGUGUCCCUGCAGCUGGACCUGGAGCAGACGUUCCAGCUGGACAGCGUCGUGCUGCACUUCAGGUCGCCGCCCGCGGCGAUGCUGAUCGAGCGCUCCGUGGACGCUGGCAGGACGUGGCAGGUGCUGCAGUACUUGGCCUCCGACUGUGCCACCGCCUUCCCCCGCGUGCCCCGCGGCCCCCCCGAGGGCUGGCAGGACCCCCGGUGCCAGGAGCUGCGGGGACACCCCGUGCACGGGGGCACGGUGAAAUUCAGUGUCCAAGACCUGGGGUCUACAAUCAGCUCCUCUUACAGCCAAGCCAUGGAGAAGCUGGGGCCCUUCACCAACCUGCGCAUCAACUUCACGGAGCUGCCCCACAUCCCCCGCCAGGGCUACCACUCGCCCAGCACCUUCUACGCCGUGACGGAGAUGCAGGUGCUGGGGAGCUGCUUCUGCCACGGCCACGCCGAGCGCUGCACCCCUGCAGGGAGCCAGCACAGCGCGGUCCCUGGGCACUGCGUGUGCCAGCACAACACGGCCGGGCCGCACUGUGAGCGCUGCUCUGCCCUGUUCAACGCCCGGCCCUGGGCACCCGCCGAGGACAGCGACCCCCACGAGUGCCAGCGAUGCGACUGCAAUGGUCACUCGUCCUCGUGCCACUUUGACCCCGAGCUGUACCAGGCCAGCGGCGGGGCCAGCGGGGGGGUGUGUGACCACUGCCAGCACAACACCGAGGGCAACAACUGCGAGCGAUGCAAAACCAACUAUUUCCGUAACCCGCGGCAGGAGCUGAGCCACCCCGAGGCCUGCCUGCCCUGUGAGUGUGACCCGGAGGGCACCGUGCCCGGCUCUGCCUGCGACCCGGGGACAGGGCGCUGUGUCUGCAAGGACAACGUGCAGGGGGACCGCUGCCACCUCUGCAAGCCGGGCUUUGCCCAGCUGGCUGCUGCCAACCCCGCUGGGUGCCGCAGAUGCACCUGCAAUGCCCUGGGGACGCGGCAGGACACGGCGCCCUGCGACGGUGACACCGGCAGCUGCUUCUGCCUGCCCAACGUGGUGGGCAGCGACUGCGGGCAGUGCGCGGCCGGGCACUGGGGGCUGGCCAGCGGGCAGGGCUGCCAGCCCUGUGCCUGCCACCCCCACGGCUCCCACAGCCCCCACUGCAACCAGUUCACAGGACAGUGCCCGUGCAGGGAUGGCUUCACAGGACAGACGUGCUCGGCCCUGGGGCAGCAGCAGUGCCCAGCCAGGCACUACAGGGAUGCACGGGGAGGGUGCACAGAGUGCGACUGCGACUUCCAGGGCACGGAGGAGCCGGGCUGUGACAGCCCCGCGGGCAGCGCGCUCGCUGCCAUCAGGCAGCAGGUCCGAGGCAUAAAUCCCGACCUUCAUUUCCUGGAUGACACUGCCUCGUUAUCCAGAGAGAUCCAAGCCCUCAACAGCAGCUUGAUUGCCACCAGCUCCCAGUACCAGAGCAAGAAGACCCAGUUUGAAAGCAGCCGCAGCACAGACCUGGCAGGAGCUUUCCAGACCAUCCGCUCUGCCUACCAGAGCUCCAGCAGCGCCAGCAGCCUGGCGCAGGGUGCCCCGGGGCUGCUGGCCCAGGCCGGGGAGGGCCGCCGCAGCGCCGCGGGGCUGCAGCGGGACCUGGCUGCGGACACGGCCCGGCUGGUGGCCCUGCAGGGCCAGCUGGCCUCAGCCCCCGACCUCACCCCUGCCAUCAACCAGGUGUGCGGAGGGGCCCGAGUGGAGCCGUGCACCCCUGCCCGCUGCCAGGGGCUGCUGUGCCCUCGGGACAACAGCUCUGUCUGUGCGGCCGGCCAGCCCUGCCACGGCCUCUUCCCGCUGGCCAGCGGCCCCCCCCCCCCCUUCCCGCUGGCCAGCGGGGCCCUGGCUGCGGCCGGGCAAGCGGCCAAGGAGUUCAGCAGCCUGAGCGCCCGGCUCCAGGACACGGCACAGCUGGUCAAGACCACGGAGCUGUCGGCGAGUCAGAUCCAGAGCAGCACGCGGCGGCUGGCGGAGCAGCUGGCGGCGGCCAGGACGCAGGUCCGGGGGGACGUGCGGCGCGUGCGGCAGCUCCUGCAGCGCCUGCGCGGCUUCCUGGCAGACAAGGACACGGAUCCUGCCUCUAUCCAGGAAAUCAGUGAGUCAGUUCUGUCCCUGCGCCUCCCCACGGACGCUGCUGCAGUCCGGAGGAGAAUGGCCGAGAUCCAGAGGCUGGCGACGGCGCUGCAGUGCCCGGAGGACAUCCUUGCCCAGACGGCCGAGGACAUCGCCAGGGCCAAGAGGCUGCAGCAGGAGGCAGAGCAGGCCAGGAACCGUGCGAAGGCGGUGGAGGGCAGCGUGGAGGAGGUGCUGGGGACCCUGCAGCGAGCCAGCGCCGUGCUGCUGGAGGCCCAGGGGGCCCUCAGGGGCUCGGGCUCCUCGCUGCGCUUCAUCCAGGAGCGCCUGGACGAGAUCGAGGCUGUCCUUGGGCCGGCUGAGAAGAACGUGGUGGCCAUGGGGGCCGGGCUGGCCGGGCUGGCCGAGCGGCUCUCGGAGCUGCAGCGGGGCACGGAGCAGAACCGCCUGCGGGCCGGGGACACGCGGGACACGGCGGGGACAGCGGCACAGCGGGCCAGCAGCUGCCGCCAGGCUUUUGCCCAGGUGAAGGAGCUGUACCUGGAGCUGCAGAGCAGGAUGGGGCAGGGCCCGGCGCUGGGGGAGCAGGGCAGGAGGGUGCAGAGCAUCGGCCGGGAGGCACAGGCUCUCCUCCAGGACACCAUGGGCAUCAUGCUCAGGAUGGAAACUUUAGAGUCAGAAAUUCAGGAAGGCAACGAGGCUCUGGUGUCCAGGAUGUCGCGGCUGUCGGGGCUGGAGGAGCAGGUGGGGAGGAUCCGGGACAGCAUCAAGAGCAAAGUCGCCUACUACGAGAGCUGCUCCUGAGCAGUGAGCAGCCCCUGCCCCAGGGCACCGCUGCCCCUCUGCACACACACACUGCUGCAUUCA